AUGAGCUCCAAAUGUACGCUCGUAGCUGAUCGUACAGAUGACGCUGUGCAAAUGUUAUUGGGUUUUAUUGCUCUAUCAUCACUAUACGCUAAAUGGCACUUUGAGCGACCACGGAGAUCCGCUAAAAUCUGGUUCAUGGACGCUAUGAAACAAGGCACAUCGGCUGCGAUGAUCCACGUCAUGAAUAUAUUGUAUGCAAUUGGUCUGGUGGAAAUAUCUGAUACGCCCAAUGAUCAGGAUCAGUGUGCCUUUUACUUCAUGAAUGUAGUAAUUGAUACGACAUUAGGCGUAUACAUUGCUUAUUUAUUACUCCAAUUGGUGACAUUAAUUGCAAUUCGACAACAAUGGACGAGUCUUCGGUGUCAUGGAUAUUACGGCUCUCCACCGUCGUGGAAAGUCUGGUGGCUACAGUUGCUGGAAUGGUGUGCCGUCCUGACCUUUAUGAAGUUCUUUGUGGGUCUGGUGUUAUACGCCUUCUCGACACCAUUGGGUUGGAUGGGGUCGCUACUGUUUUACCCCGUGCACAACUAUCCGAAGAUUGAGCUUCUGAUCGUCAUGAUUGGCUGUCCAUUGGUCAUGAACAUGGUGCAGUUCUGGCUCCAAGAUAGUUUCCUCAUGGACCAUAGCCAACCAAGUAGUGAGGAGCUCCCGCUACUGGAUCCAUCAGUGGAUGGUGUCAUGAACGCAGUGCAGAAGCCGCGUGGUAUGUCAAAUGUCUCCAGUGCUGCCGAUAUGCGAACGCAUCCCCGGGACGUCAUUGUGCGGACUGUAGCUGUAUGA
Molecule: messenger RNA, 780 nt
Organism: Peronospora farinosa
Lineage: Eukaryota; Oomycota; Peronosporomycetes; Peronosporales; Peronosporaceae
Source: the annotation of a GenBank genome assembly